This is a messenger RNA of Lucilia sericata (common green bottle fly), 1933 nucleotides long. Its product is annotated as protein I'm not dead yet-like. Gene Ontology annotation, molecular function: citrate transmembrane transporter activity; succinate transmembrane transporter activity. Gene Ontology annotation, biological process: monoatomic anion transmembrane transport; citrate transport. The transcript is spliced from 12 exons. Gene Ontology annotation, cellular component: membrane. Bases 311 to 1855 code for a protein of 514 amino acids. NCBI's taxonomy places the organism in Eukaryota, Metazoa, Arthropoda, Insecta, Diptera, Calliphoridae. The record is from RefSeq and is a predicted model, not a curated record.
GCCAUGAGUUUUUAAGAAAAGUUCAUUAAUGAUACAUAGAAAUACUUAAAAAUAAAAUAUAAUUUGAGUUUUCAAUAAAAUAUUGCAUUAGUUCAAAAGAGGCUCCCUGCGCUAGAGAUGCAACAGCAUUUUAAUAUUCUACAACAAUUUCUGCGUAUCCAAUGUUAAACAAAAGUAUGGUGAUACUGAGGAAGAAAAGCCUACAUUUGGCAAAUUUUGUGGUUACCAUUGGAAGGGUGUGUUUAGCAUAAUAGUGCCCAUAAUUUUAAUACCCGUUCCCCUGUUAAAUGAAGGAGCUGAAUUCCGUUGCAUGUAUUUGAUAAUGAUUUGCUGUCUUUACUGGAUAACAGAAUGUAUUCCCCUAUAUGUUACUUCACUAAUGCCCAUGUUUGCGUUGCCACUAUUGGGGAUUUUGGACUCUGAGACUACCUGUAUGCAAUAUUUUAAAGAUACCUUGGUCAUGUUUUUGGGUGGUUUAAUUGUUGCCUUGGCAGUGGAAUAUUGUAAUCUACACAAGAGAUUGGCCUUAAGAACUAUUCUAAUAGUGGGCUGCAGUCCAAGACGCUUGCAUUUUGGCCUAAUAUGUGUAACAAGUUUUAUAUCAUUAUGGAUUUCAAAUGCGGCCUCAACAGCCAUGAUGUGUCCGAUAAUUAAGGCGGUAAUGGAGGAAUUGGAAACGAACAAUGUUAUAGAUGUUUACAUGGAUGAGACGGUUGAACCAGCAGUAGAUGGUAAAAAACAUCCCUCUAAAAUUGCCAUGGGUUUCUAUUUUGGUGUAGCCUAUGCUUCGACUAUAGGUGGCUGUGGUACUCUUAUAGGUACCGGCACUAAUUUGACCUUAAAGGGAAUAUAUGAAAAUCGCUUUCCCGAUGCCACAGAUAAAAUAGAUUUUCCCAAAUUUAUGGCUUGGUCUAUGCCCAUGGUUGUGGUUGAUACUUUGUUGCUGUACAUUUGCCUGCAAAUUACACACUUUGGUUUGUUUCGUCCCCAUAGCAAAGAGGGUGAAGAAGUGGCAAAAGGUACCUUGGCUAAGGAUACGGUUAAGGCUGUUGUUGUGGAAAAAUAUGCUGAAUUGGGACCCAUGUCGGUGCAUGAAUGGCAGGUUUUAUGGUGGUUUGUUUGCAUGGUUGUUUUACUGUUUACCCGGGCUCCUGGUUUUAUGCCCGGUUGGGGAGAUUUUUUUAAUGCCGUAUCCAUAAGAUCUUCCUGUCCGGUUAUGUUUGUGGUCUUGGCUUUGUUUAUGUUUCCCAUGACUUGUUUCUGUUGUAGCCACUGUAAAUCGGAAGGUCCCUAUCCAACGGUCCGUGAAAAGGCUCUCUUAGCCUGGGAAUUUGUUAACGCUAACACACCCUGGGGAUUGGUGUUUCUGUUGGGCGGUGGUUUCGCCCUGGCCGAGGGCAGUCAAAGCAGUGGCAUGGCUAAACUUUUAGGUCAAGCUAUGACCUUUCUAUUAAAUUACCCCGCCUUGGCAGUGCAAAUGGCCGCUAUAAUCUUUGCCACGGUCCUUACAAAUUUCAGUGCUAAUGUACCGAUUUGUAAUAUUCUAGUGCCCAUUUUACAGGAAUUGGCUGUGGCCAUUAAAAUGAAUCCCAUAAUGUUGGUAUUUCCAGCGGGUAUUGCUUGCAGCAUGGCUUUCCAUCUGCCAGUGGGUACACCAGCAAAUGCUAUUAUAGCCGGUUAUGCGGGCAUUAAAUCGAAAUAUAUGGCCAGUGCCGGUAUUUUACCCAGUAUUUUUACCAUGAUUAUGCUUUUAGUCAAUGUUCAAACUAUGCACUAUAUUGUCUAUCCCAAUCGUGAAUUUCCAGAAUGGGCCUCUGCAGAACCGGCAGCAGACAAACGCUUAAUGGAACUUUAAAUUGUAUGUUAUAGUUUAAAGUUUAAACUUUAAACAUUUAUUUUAUUUAUUACAACUUUAAAAUAAACAUUUUAUUAU